Messenger RNA from Saccharomycopsis crataegensis, 7470 nucleotides. RefSeq names its product Srb8p (gene SRB8). The record is from RefSeq and is a predicted model, not a curated record. Gene Ontology annotation, molecular function: transcription coregulator activity. Gene Ontology annotation, biological process: regulation of transcription by RNA polymerase II. Bases 1 to 7470 code for a protein of 2489 amino acids. NCBI's taxonomy places the organism in Eukaryota, Fungi, Ascomycota, Saccharomycetes, Ascoideales, Saccharomycopsidaceae. Gene Ontology annotation, cellular component: mediator complex. The transcript has a single exon.
AUGCUUUCCUCAAGGCCCAAGUAUGGGUCGAAACAGCAGACCUCAUCAGCAUCGGAUGACCUAUUUACAAAGCGCUAUAAGCUCUCACAUCCUCCAGACGUCUUUUCUUAUAAUGGUAGCUUGCCAUUCGAUCAAAGUUUGAUUGAUAUGCUAUCUCCGCCAACCUCAAACACUGAUUCCAUAGUUUCCAACUACCCAGAUUUCAUCCCAUGGUCUCACAACAAACAAGAGGACGGUAUUGCAGCCAACAGCCUUCAGAAAGGAUGUGUAGAGCGUCAGAUUGUCAAUAAUGAACUAAGAUCGGGAAGAAACACUAUGCAGAAUUCUCUCAAGGCGUCCGUGUUGACUAGCGAUGGUAAUCUGACCAAAUCCAUCGGCCUAAAACUGGAAGAUCAGAUUUCUUCCUCCACUUCCAACAUUUCCAAAAGCUCGGUGACAAGCUUGUCAAACUAUAUGUUGGAAGCCAUAAAUAAACGGAACAAAUUCAAUAGGAUAUCCAGUAAUUCAAGUUUCAAGCCCCCGCCAAGAGUAACGUUAACCGAACAGAAGAAGGAAUUAUGGUUGAAGAAUUUAGCAGACAGUUCUAUAAGUCUACGAAAGUUGUCGCGUACCAUCCCCCACGGCAUCAGAAAUAAAACUCUAUUGGAUCAGCUAGUAAGCAAAAGAGUACCAGUGAACAGAGCGAUAUGGUUCAUAAAGUGUAUAGGAUUGAAUGAAUUGCGACAGUUAAAGAGAAAAGGAGGGAAUCUUAGCUAUAAUGAAAAUAGCAUCCCCAUUGGCGGGAAUCUUGGCAGCAGUAAUGAGAUAGAUAAUAAUGAAAUGUCUUGGAUUAACGAGUGGACUAAACAAUUGAUCGAUUAUUUGGAAAAUACUUUUACAGGCACUCUUGUUGGUCCAGAAAGUUUGAAAUAUCAAGAAGCUAAUGAUCUAGAAGACGUAUUCACCAGUUUGUCAGACUCUUCUUCUAUGAAAUACAAAAUUUUCUACCUAAAUAAUUUGAUCCAUCAGUUAUUUGCCGAAAACUUGAUCAACAAGAAAUUAUUUCUAACUAUUUUAAUUAGCAAGAUCUUGCCGAGCCAUAAAUGUGGAACUUUGCAAAUCACUAAUGAAAGUACUAAUAAUAAAACUACUGACACCAAUACUAAUAUCGUCAAUUCUACCAGUGCUACGAAUACUAAUACCAAUGCUAAUAAGAAGAGUAUUGGCAACAGCAGUAAUAAAAUGAAUCAUACCAAGAGUUCUAAUUCAAAAGAUAUAAAUGAUAAUGUCAUCGGUGGCGAUGAUAACCAUGCUGCUUGCUUCAAUAAGAGUUGUGAUAAGAUUACCUCCUCCAACGCGUCAGGAAGCAAUCCCCAGACCUGUGAUGUGGAUAACAGAAAUUUCUAUCAAACCUAUAUAUUAUUGACGGUAUUUAUAAAGGGUUUAAUGGGACACAUUGUAAAGAACUUCAUUAUGGAAAACUAUUACUCCAAAAAUCAGACUGCUGAAGAUUUGUCCAGUAAUGAUAUUGAUGAUAGAUUAUUUUACACUAAUUUGUUGAGACAGUUGAUUGAAAAUUUGAUUCUCAAGUACGAUUUUAUUCACAAAUGCUUUACACCGGAAAUUGUUUUGGCAAAUAAUGGCCUGGUAGCGACAACAAAGAAUAUCAAUAGUGAUACAAAGCCAACCUCAAAUAACUCCGUUGCAAGUAGUUCAAAUACUCCUCUAAGCGCCUAUAGUAAAGCAGGCAUGACUCCAAUUCAUCCUGUUAGUGCCACAGUCAAAACCCCAAGUUCGCUAUUUUUCAAUUCUAGUAAUAAUAAUGGUGCACUCCUGAGUCCCUACGGUUUGAAUUCUAUCAACUCGCCAUUCCAGUAUACUUUUGCAAACAAUUAUCCUGAUGCUGAAAAAAAUAACUCUAUUUCCGCUGAGAAAGAUAGAAAUUCUGGGUCCAUCCUUGAUUCUAACGAUGAGCUGAUGAUUAAGUUGCAUCAAUUGGUUAAAAAAUUGAGAAAAGUAAUACUCGUGAGUAUCAAGGUAAUAUUGAUGAAUUUGUUUGUAUUGAACAAUGGUGAAUUAUUCAUUUUACCUAAAAAGAAUUGGAGCUUAUUAAAGAAGAUUUUGUUGACUUAUAAUAUUUUGAAUACGAAACAAAAUUUUGAAAACUUAAUCAUUCUGUCAAACCAUGAAACGAAAAAACCCAAUGAUGACGAUGGUAAUAAUAAGGAUUGUUUUGAUGGUGUUGCUCUGGGCUCAGAGGCUUCAUCAACAUUCGCUAACAGUCCAAAUCCAAGACUAAAUGAGAAGACAAAACAAAAGAAUGGUAUAAUUAUGAGCAAUGCGGGAACCCCAACAUCAGGAAAUAUUGGUAGCACUCAAAAUGUCAUUAAUUCAAGUAACAUACUCAUUGAUCAAGAACUUUACAGCGCUAACUGUCAAGAAAAGGUUAGCGAUGACUUGGAUCCAACUAAUAGCACAAUUAUCACGGACAGCAACUCCAUUUUAAAGCAUGGUAUAAACUUUGAUAUUUCACAUGCUCAAGAGAAUUUCAUUAUUCAAAAUAAUUCCAGAAUCGUAUUGAAAAAACAAUUCGAGGUCAUCAGUAGUCGAAAUGAUGCAUUAUUCAACAACAUUUCCAAUUCAUUCAAAGACUUGUACAAUUUUGAAAAAAAAGCCUUGUUGAUGUUGAAUAAUGAAACCUCACUUAAUGGAAAAGAGAAUUUUAGUGAUACCAAUAGAAAGGGAUUAACUUCUAACGCAAUGUUAAAAGAUGGUGAAUCAAAUACCAAAAGGCUUCCUGGUCUUUUCAUUAUCAAACCACUGAAUUCCAAAUCAAUUUGCAACGCCAAUAAUGUAUAUCUAAAAAUUGUGAACCUGUUGUUUUACCUUUUGAAUUAUGAUUUUUUCUACUUAGUGGAUUUGAAAAGUGUCAAAUCUGUCAACGGUAAUCUUAAAAGAAGUUUUUCCAUCACUUCCAACAAUAGCAAUGCCUCAACACCGGUUUCAAAGAGACCUCCGAUGAUAUUAAACCCAAAAAAUUACAAAGCUGCUGUUAAUGAAGCAGCAACUUCAGUAAAUCCUGGUUUCGGAAACCCAGUUGCUGAGUCUAGUAUGCUAGAGUCUGUUGAAUUGAAUUCUUUCACAGAAAAAAUUGAUGAGCUAAUAUCCUUAGUGUUUUAUGAUUUUAAGCAAAUCACAAGCAUUAUGAGCAGAAAUGGCUCGAAUGCGAGUGCCACCCCAAAAUUAGGUUCUAUGGGUAAUAAUAUUAAUUGUCAAGAAACUGAAACAAAAUUCAAUUCCAACUCUGAUGACGCUGUGUUAAAGGAUAUUAGGAAAAGAUUGCAUAUCUUGCUAAAAUUCUCUGUGGUUAAUCUAUCAAAGGAAGCAAUUUCUCAGCUGCUCGAUAUUUUUGACACAAACACCGAGGCUUAUGAUGAUUAUGUUGCCGGCAAUAUGAAGCGAACCAAAGACUUCAAGAAAGUUUACUUAGUCAUUUACAUUAUUAAGCAAUCGAUUAACAAGUUCAAGCUGGUCUUGGCUGUGCAAUAUAAUGGCAAUAAUAACGUUUCCAAUGAAGGAAACACUAAUUCUGGAAUGGAUGGUGCAUUGAACAAACCAUCGCCGAGCAGUCUUUAUCCUAGCAACUCAUCUGCUAUAGUCGAAAAUGAAGAUAACUCCCCGACAAUUUCAUCGACAACAAAUGAUCCCAACAUUAUCAAGCUUGUGAAAAAACAGGCUAGUAAUAACUUCAAGGCUUUCUUGCAAAAUGAAAUUCUUCAAUUCAUCUUUCACAUCAAUAAUAAUUAUGCCUUCUUCAAAAAUAUAACAGACAUGGAUAAUGGUAAAUCAAGCCCAAAAAUGAAAAGUGAAAAUAGCAAUCCAGGCCAUGAUGAUGAAAAUUUUUUCAUUGUCUUGCAAUCAAUCAUGGGGGAAACCAACGCAGUUGACAAUAAUAUCACCAUGAUUGGUGCCGAAUUAAUAGAAAAGCUCGUGAAUAUUAGAGUAAAGAAUUCUGAAAAUAAUUCAAAAAUAAUUACAAAUUCUGUGGAGAAUUAUAUGCUAUCUUUGAGUACUGUCAAUUUGGAACCAUUGUUUUAUCUAAUUCUGUCGUUAUUUGAUUCUAAAUUGCUUUCUCUUACCACAUACAUUAGAAAGUUGAUUUCUUCAGGGAUUUUGUAUUUGAAAAGUUUGAAAAGUUACUACGACUUGAAUUUACUACAGUAUUUGAUCUUGAGAAAUGUCGGCAAUAAAAUCAAUGCCAAUGGAACCAUAAAUAACAAUAACAACAUUCAACUCAACUUAAUCUUGAAAAAUUUGAAAGAUAAUUUAGUAUACUAUAUCAAUCACCAACCACAAGAAAACUCCAAUUCAAAGUUUGGCGGUUUGUUAAAUAUAAAUGAUAGAUUGUUGGUUGAGGAAUUAUUCAAGAAUAUUGAUGAACCAACGAGCUCAUUGAUCAUUUCAAAGAUUGAGACUGGCAAGAAAUUGCUCACUGAGAAGGUCAUCAAUAGUUUUUUUGAUGAAGGAAAUGAUCAUUUGACUACUGAACUUAUUGAAUUGAAAAGCUUGUUUAACAUGGAGGUCGCAAUCAAAAACCACUUGGCGAAUUGGCUAUAUUAUCAAUUUCAACAAAGAUUAUUGAAUAAUGGAGAUAAAGAGAAUCUUUUAUUGACGGUUUCCAAAUUAUCUAUUACAAUGGGGGCCUUUUCCAAGUUAAAUAAAUUGGAUUAUUUUUUCAACAUUAUCAGAAUCAUUUUAACUAUCAAUAUCAAUAGCGAUUUUGCAUUGUCUGGGAUUAGUCCUUCUGCUAGCGGAAAUUUUUUGGUGAGCAACACUUUGAAAGAAAUUACCUUUGGAUACCAUGAAUUGUAUUAUAUUUUGAACAUCAUCUGGUAUAAUCAUGAUAUGAUAAACUAUUUAACUGAUUACUUGGACAUCAAGAUUCAUUUCGAAUCCAAGUACUCUUUAAUCAUCAAAUCAAUUAAAUUGAAGCCAGGAAGCUCAGUUAAAGAAUAUUCAAAUAUUUGCCUAAAAACUGUUGACUUUUUGAAAUUGGUGGUUAACAACUACUUAAAAUUGAAUGAUAUUGCAACUAAUUUAUACGGGGGGUAUUCAAAUUCUCCUGACAAUGCUAGUGAUUUCAAGCUUGAUACAUCAAUGCGGAUGGUCAAUUCUUUUGAUUUUAUCAAAUUUUGGAAAUAUUUUUACAAUGGCCUUGAUAACUAUGAAUCACAUUUGAAAAGAGAAAGUGAUAAUCAUGGUGGUGGCAAUUCCAAUGUGCUUGGCAACAAAGUUGCGGUCUCCGGAUUUGAAAAUUCAACUUUGAAUAAUGUUAAGAAUCAAUUGGCUUAUCUCACAACAGAACCGCUCUUCUAUUUUUCUCUGGUGGAGCAAUCUUCUCAAUUAUCAGAGUUCCAUAAGCUUAUUUUGCAGGUCUUAAAGAAUUGUGACUUGGAGAUAGAUGUGGAAAGUUUUUUCAAUACUGAGGAAAUUAUCAAUGUCUUUCAAAAGUUAAUGGAAGCAUUUGUCAACUUCGCAGUUCAAUCUAAUAUUGAUAAUAGAAAAGUUAUCAAGAUGGCAAAGCUUUUAUUAUUAUUAAGGAAAUCUAAUGCCCAGAAAUUUGAUUUUUUGACUGCAAAAUAUGUCCAUAAAAAAGCCUUGGACAUAACUGAAGAGAAUUACUUUACAAUUGUCAAGAUCUUUUACCAUUUGAUCAUUCAUGAAUUAAUAGAUUUCAAGGGUCUUUUUGAAUCAUUAUUAAAAGCCAAUGUGGAUGAGAAGACUGAGAACCAGAAUAAGAAAGACGACAAAAAUAUUAAAUUGGGUAAAAAUGAUAAAACCCAUCCUAAACAAAAAUUGAAUGUCGAUACCAGUGAUCAAAAAUUUGUUAGUGGAAAAGGCUUUGAAUUGUCGAGUAGUUUUAAAUCUAUGGUUAAUCACAAAAAUUCCAAGAUAUUGUGCAAUCUUUUUUACGAUAUUUUGAAUGAUGAAAAACAAUGCAUUAGUUUAUUAUCGCAAGAUUAUGAUUAUCAAAUGCUACAAAUCAGAAAAGAAUUUUUUAAGUCUGAGAAUUUGGACGAUUUUUAUGAAUUGAUGCUAUUGGUUUUAUUUAAUGAAGAUCACAAAGAGUUGUUAAUUUCUAAAUCAUCAUACAAGGAAAAGUGCUUAGAAUUUUUUGUGGGCGCUAGCGAGAAACAUUUAGAUUUAAUUACUGAGAAGAUCAUUUAUAGCAACCUGGUUGAUAAUGAGGAGUUAUUUGGUAUUUGCAAGACAAUUUUAUAUUGCUCUAUUAAUGAGAUUGAUGAUUCUAAAAUGGUAUAUGAUAAGGAGGAUCUCUAUAAGAUUAUGAAUGUUGUCAACGAAAAGAAUUUGCCUAUUUGUCAAUUGAUAAUUUCGAUUGCUUUUAAUUUGGAAGCAAAAAGAUUAAAUAAUCAUGUGGAAGAAAUUAGAAGCUUUGUGAGACAGGUGUUAUUGAAAUUUUUGACAUAUUGCUUUGCUUACAAUAUUGCAAAAAAGCCGUGUGCUUGUAUAGCCGUAGUUGGCGAUUUAUUUCUUUGCUUGAGGGAUGACUUGAAGUUGAUCAUGUUGAAUGAGGUGGAGGUUUUGUUUUUAAGGUCACAUAGUUUCCCCAAACUCAGUUUGAUAACCGACUCUCAUGGGGUUUUUUUCAAUAAUAACUAUCCAGAUUUUGGUGACAACAAACAGGGGCUAUCUUUGGUCAACAAGUACAAUAAUUUUGUUCCUUAUGUUGCCGUCAUUAUUGACUCAAUUUCUAGAAGCUUGAGCACAAUGAGUGGGAUUCCGAUUGCUAAUGAGAUUUUUACACAAUCUUUAGCAAUAUCUUUGGAAAAAAUACUAAAAUUCUUAUUUCAUUAUCAACAGCAUCAUAAAGGCGGGAACCAUUAUACUACAACUCAAGAAGGCACUGUCAGUAAAAGCAUAUAUGUAUUUCUCAAGAUCUUGUCGCUUCAUAAAGUUUCCAUUAUCCAUUUAUUGAACAACAGACAUCCGAUCAUGAAUGAAAAAUUCGUUGGUAAUUUGGUGAUAUUAUUGAAAACCAAGUUUUUCAUCAAGCAUAAGCAACUUCGAAAUAUUUUGUAUGAUUUCUUGUUUUCUGUCAAGUCUAACUUAAACGAAUUGAAUAGGUUGAGGACUGCGUCGAUACGUGCCCACCUGCAACAACCACAGAACCCCCACAAUCCUACGAAUAUCAAUUUUGUUUUGCCGAAGCUUAAUUAUGACAAUUUAAAUGUCGAAUUGACCAAAGGGUUGUUGCUUUAUCUCAAUGACAAUGAUGAGCUUAUUUCGCAAAGUAAUGAUAAACUCUACAACGAUUUGAUUUUACACGAUAAGACCGCAGAAAAGUACUAUGAUUUGUCACUAAAACCGUUUGAUUUUUUGGAAGAUUCUAAUCCAAUUGUCAACAUCAAUGAUAGUUCCAUUAACUUGAAGUAUUUUGGAGCCACAAUUGAUCGCAAAAACCCUGCAUGA